Messenger RNA from Cornus florida, 2124 nucleotides. RefSeq names its product UDP-glucuronate 4-epimerase 3. Lineage: Eukaryota; Viridiplantae; Streptophyta; Magnoliopsida; Cornales; Cornaceae. The record is from RefSeq and is a predicted model, not a curated record. Bases 448 to 1758 code for a protein of 436 amino acids. The transcript has a single exon.
UCCAUUUUAAAUUCUUCAUAGACUCAUUCAUCUCCUUCCUCAUUACUCCAUCUUCAAAAGUCCUCUCUCUCUCUCUCUCUCCUCUCUUUCUCUCUCCAUUCUCCCAUUGCCUAAUCAGACAGCGGGGAAUAAAAUAAAAAAAAAAAAGGAAAAAGGAAGAAAAAAUCUUCCAUAUGUAGAACCAAGAAAACCACAAAAGUGGCAACAGCAACCAGUACACCUCCAAGAAACCAGAAAGAUUCCAUAAAUAAAGAGAAAAGUUGAAUAGCACCACCAACUACAUACCUUUGUUUUUUCUCUCUUAUCUUCAGGAGAGAAUUUUUUUUGAACCCAAAACUUGGAACCCUAAAUUUUUCACCACAUUCCAAGAAAACCCAAGAAAAUUAUACUCGAGAGAGGAGGAAAAAUCAAGGGUUUUUAUUUUUUAUUUUCAUUUUUUGAUUACAAAUGAAGCAGAUGUCCCACAUUGACAGCAUCCCAUCAUCACCAGGCAAGUCCAAGAUGGAGAAAUCUCCACACAUUCACAGACUUAGAUGGAGCGCUUCUCUCACCAAACUUACCUUCUGGUCCGUCGUGUUCAUGGGUUUGAUUUACGUCUUCUUCUACAGAUCUCCUUCUCCGUCCUCUUCACUGUCCUCAGAUCUCUCUCGCCGAUCGCUCCGAACCCAUUCCUGGGGCGGACCAGCCUGGGAAAAACGGGUUCAGUCCUCCGCCAGAGUCCGGUCGCGAAAUGGGUUCUCCGUUCUCGUCACUGGAGCCGCCGGAUUCGUCGGAACCCACGUCUCCGUCGCGCUCAAGCGCCGAGGAGAUGGUGUUCUGGGUCUCGACAAUUUCAACGACUACUACGAUCCCCAAUUGAAGCGAGCCCGACAGGGGCUAUUGGAGCGAACAGGAGUGUUUGUUGUGGAGGGUGAUAUCAAUGAUGUGAAUCUUCUUCGAAAGCUUUUCGAGGUUGUGAAAUUUACCCAUGUGAUGCAUUUGGCUGCUCAGGCUGGUGUGAGGUACGCUAUGGAAAAUCCUGGCUCUUAUGUGCAUAGUAACAUUGCUGGUCUUGUUAAUGUUCUUGAAGUAUGUAAAUCUGCGAAUCCACAGCCUGCAAUUGUGUGGGCAUCGUCUAGUUCUGUGUAUGGACUCAAUUCAAAAGUACCUUUUUCGGAAAAAGAUAGGACAGACCAGCCUGCUAGUCUUUAUGCAGCCACUAAGAAGGCUGGUGAAGAGAUUGCUCACACUUACAAUCAUAUCUAUGGACUUUCGCUUACCGGGUUGCGGUUCUUUACUGUUUAUGGCCCUUGGGGAAGACCAGAUAUGGCGUAUUUCUUCUUUACUAAGGAUAUAUUGAAGGGGAAGUCUAUAACAAUCUUUGAAGGGCCUAAUCGUGGCACGGUUGCACGUGAUUUUACCUACAUUGAUGAUAUUGUGAAGGGUUGCUUGGGUGCAUUGGAUACUGCACAGAAGAGUACUGGUAGUGGGGGGAAAAAGAAGGGGCCGGCUCAAUUGCGGGUCUUCAAUUUGGGGAAUACUUCACCGGUGCCAGUGUCAGACCUUGUGAGCAUUUUGGAGAGGCAUUUGAAAGUGAAGGCAAAAAGAAAUGUUAUGAAGUUGCCGAGGAAUGGGGAUGUGCAAUUUACACAUGCAAAUAUAAGCUUGGCUCAGAGGGAACUCGGGUAUAAGCCCACAACCGAUCUGCAGAACGGUUUGAAGAAGUUCGUUCGGUGGUAUCUCAGUUACUAUGGUUCUGGAAAGAAGAGCUCCCAUUGAUACAUUCUUUCAAUUGUGUGGUAGGAUCAUUCGAAUUCUUGUUCAUUUUGAUUCUUAUGAUUGUUUUUAACCUAUCUCUGUUCUUUGCUCGGUUAUCUUGUUUUCAUAUAUCUUAAUGAUGCCAUACGAGAAGGAAAUUUGCAUUCCACGACGGGGAAGUUUUUGUUGUUGUUGAACAUUGUUUCACGGGUACUCUAAGCUGUAUCAAAAUAAACCCAGAACCAUCCUUUAUAAUUCUUGGGAAUGUAAUUGUUGUAGCUUUAUCAUUGUAGAAUUCAUGACUGAUAGAGCAUUAUCUGAUUGUGGACUUGUAUCAUCUCCCUGGUACUCCAAUAAAAUAGCACACGAUAAUUGCUUUUUCUGUUA